Messenger RNA from Recurvomyces mirabilis, 897 nucleotides. RefSeq lists its product as uncharacterized. The transcript has a single exon. Lineage: Eukaryota; Fungi; Ascomycota; Dothideomycetes; Mycosphaerellales; Teratosphaeriaceae. The record is from RefSeq and is a predicted model, not a curated record. Bases 1 to 897 code for a protein of 298 amino acids.
AUGGCAUUCACUACUGCCGACAUGCCAACUCGAUUUCUCAAAGGUGCUUUCCUGGUGGGACAUAUCCCUCAUCGAGUCCUUCGAUGUGACAUGCGCCUCUCCUACUCGCUAUAUGUGCCACCGAGUCAUUAUGAUGGCACAGGCGGUAGCACGAUCCCGCUCCAGGUUUAUAUCCACGGUACAAGACGUGACCUCUCACCAAUGCACUCCGAUCUAGAAGCUUUCGCCGAUGACGUUGGCUGCGCCGUCCUAGCACCUCUGUUCCCGGCUGGAGUAGAAGGACCACAGGAUCUUGACUCGUACAAGUUGACAGGGGAGUCGACAUUGCGAUCUGAUCAGGCACUGUUAGCAAUGAUAGAAGAGACCGAGCAGGUCUGGGUAGGUAUUUACACGAAGCGAUUUUUCCUCGUGGCCUUCUCAGGGGGCGGGCAGUUUGCCCACAGAUUCUUGUAUCUGCAUCCUGAGCGACUCUCGGCGGUCAGUAUUGGUGCCCCGGGGUCAGUGACGCUGCUAGAUCAGCAGAAAGACUGGCCGUAUGGAGUGAAGGAUGUAGAGAUCUGCUUUGGAAGACACCUCAGCCUCGCGGCCGUGAAACUCGUAGCUAUUCACCUCGUUGUAGGCAUCGCAGACAACGAUUUCCACGGAGGUACCGAGUUCACGCAAUGGCUCAGAGAUGUCCGCGCACCCGAGCAGCAUGAGGCUCAGGCAAAGCCGCAGAUCUCUUCCGUCCAUUCUCAAGGACGAGUACAAAGUCUGCGAGGCCUGGAUGAGAGUCUGAAGCAAGCUGCUAUCGAAGUGACGUUCAAGCUUGUGGGGGGUGUUGCGCAUCAUGGCGACUUAGUCCGACCAGCGCAGCUGCGAUUCCUGAAGGAGGCAAUGUGGCUCAAGAAAAGAUGA